Molecule: messenger RNA, 501 nt
Organism: Paramecium sonneborni
Lineage: Eukaryota; Ciliophora; Oligohymenophorea; Peniculida; Parameciidae
Source: the annotation of a GenBank genome assembly
AAUUAACAAAAAAUGCCUAUCUAUAAUGAAGUUUGGGAAGAGGAAGGUAUGAUGUCUAAUUAAUAUGAGAUUUUAUGUUUAGAAAUAUGAUAAAUUUAUAAACAUUAACAAAGAAUCAUGUAAAAUUAUUGGAUAAUCUUAAAUUUGAGUUUGUUGAAUAUAAAGUAAUUAUAUAUAAUAUUGCAGGCUAAUCAAUUAUUAGCUUGCCAUCUUUAUGAUAGAAUGGCUUAACAUUGUAAGAAUCAAUUCGGUCUUUUUGAGGACUCUUAUGUACCAGAAUGUUUAGAUGCUAGAAAUUAUUUCUAAUUAUGUGUUAGAAUGAAUGCCUCUUAUGGUCUAGCCAAAAAGUAUUUCCCAGAGUAAUUAAAUUAGAUAAUUAUAGAUAUUUCUUAACCAACGAAUACUCAAGACCAAAUCCCAAUUUUAAGGAAUUAGGACUUUGAUCAUCCAUUCAUUAUAUAAAAUAAAUAAAUUCACAAUAAUAGAAAGUCUUAACAAUUC